AUGACUCUGGAACCUCGCAUCCACGGCAUCGGGGAGCCCAAGCUCGAUGCCGUGGGCACCUUCUACGUCUGCUUCUCCGCCAUCUGGACCUCCAUCCUGGCCGGCGGCAUGUACUUCCUGUACAGGAAGCGUGAGAUGCCCAUCAUCCGAAUCCGUGGUCUCCCCCUAUCCUUUGGCGGAAUCAUCUUCCUCCAUCUCUACUGGAUCGCCGUCCAGACCGGAUACAUCUACGGCCCGUGGAUGUCCGCCGGCGUCGAGUACUGGAUCAUGAGUAUCUGGGUCCCGUCCGGCAUCGCCCUCUUCCAUGCCUCCAACACCCGAUUCCUCUACGUCGCCGAGAUGCAGAAGCGCUACAUCACCACCACCGCCCUCGAGAGGAGGCGUUCCGCCAACAAGAAGGGAAAGACGCUGCUCGACAGGUGGCGCGCAAAGGACCACACCACGCAGAUGCUUAUCCUUGUAGGCGCCGGUAUGGCCUUUCAGCUCUUCCUGACCGUCUUCAUGUUCCUCGUCUCCCGCAAGUUCCACGAUUCCUUUGGCAUCCCCGGUACCGAGGUCCACGGCGACUGGGCUGCUCGUAAGGCUGCCGCCAGCAAGGGCUGGGAGUGGUGGCCUUCGGUCUUCUGGCAGUGCAUCUGGGCUUGGAUGGUCGCCCCCUACACCCUUUGGCGCGCCCGCCACCUCCACGACACUCUCGGUUGGAGGCUUCAGACCAUCGGAUGCUGCGUCGCCAGCCUCCACGCCACUCCCAUGUGGCUCAUCGGCAUCUACGUCCCUGCCAUGGCUCCCGUCAACAAGUACUGGAUUCCUCCUCAGUGGAUCGCCGUCUCCAUCAUGCUCAUCGAAAUCUUCACCAUCUUCCUGCCCUGCUGGGAGGUGCUCAAGCAGCAGUCUCUCCGCCACGAGACCCUCGACUCCAUUGCCCGCUGGGAGGCCCGCAACAAGGCCGGAGUCGUCAACGGCGGCUCCCUCGACACCGGAAGCACCCUGACCAGCGGCGGCAAGAAGACGCGCAAGACCAAGGCCGGGUCCGUACAGACCAACACCUCCGACAACUCGAUCCUGACCAUGGAGGCCCUGGAGCACACCCUCAUGAAGAAUCCCGAGCCUCUCCAGCAGUUCUCCGCGCUCAAGGACUUCUCCGGCGAGAACAUCGCCUUCCUGCGCCGCGUGGGCGAGUGGAAGGCCAAGUACUACCUCCCCCGCGCCGCCGGGAACGUCAUGUCGGCCAUCUCGGAGAAGGACGGCGCGCCGAUGAGCCCCACCGCCGAGGUGGACAUCCGGUCCAGCUUCGAGGACGCCCUGCGCAUCUACGUCGACUUCAUCAGCUCUCGCAGCGCCGAGUUCCAGGUCAACCUGUCGUCGCCCGACUUCAAGAACCUGGCCGCCGUCUUCGAGAACGCCGCCCGGAUCGUCUACGGAGACGAACACAGCCCCGACCCCGCCACGCCCUUUGAGAACCCGGGGUGGCGCGUGGGAACGCACUCGUCCCACUCUCACGAGUCGGACAGGUCCGACGCCACCAUCAUGGAGAACAUCCGCUUCUGGGGCGACAUCCCGGACGAGUUUGGCGAGAACGUCUUUGACGAUGCCGAGGUCAGCAUCAAGUACCUCGUCCUCACAAACACCUGGCCCAAGUACGUCAAGUCCCGUCGUUCCAUGGACUGUAGCGAGAUGAGCCACGAGUUGGGCAACGGUCGCUGCAUAUUCACCUCGGAGGCGUAG
This is a messenger RNA of Geosmithia morbida, 1725 nucleotides long. RefSeq lists its product as uncharacterized. The record is from RefSeq and is a predicted model, not a curated record. The transcript has 4 exons. NCBI's taxonomy places the organism in Eukaryota, Fungi, Ascomycota, Sordariomycetes, Hypocreales, Bionectriaceae. The coding region runs from base 1 to 1725 and encodes 574 amino acids.